AUGAGAGCCAAAUAUCUUGGUCAAUUGGCUACUCGUCUUUACAUCGUUCUUCUUGUCAUUGGUCUUAUUAUUCUCACUCUUUAUUCUGUCGUUAAACCACGACUUCUGUCGAAGUCUUUUGCGAAACCAUCACUCGAUGUUUACAACUCUCUCGUGCGCGAUCAUCACGAUACACUCCGAUGUCCUUGUUCAAAUAUUUCAUCAGUAUAUGAUCGGUAUGUUCAAAUCGAACCAAAAUUUCAUCAGAUCUGUUCGAGUCCGUUUGUGUCCGAUGAGUGGCGGAAAAGUCUUACAUCGAAUCUUGUUCCAGAUCUUUCUAUUUAUACUCAAAGAGAUUAUCGUCGUUUCAUUUCAGCCCAUUUACAAUUUCUGACUGGAUUAUGUCGUCUAUCCAAUCAAUCAGUAAACGCUUCUGUUGGGCAAUUUCUCUCGUCAUUAUUUGUCACUCCUGCACUAUUAUCAGAGACAGAUUUUGAUGCACAAGUCAAUUCGCUUAUCGAACAGAGUAAAGUGAAUACUCCCAGAAUAUUCACUCGUUUUAUUCGUCUUAUCCGAGACACAAAUCAUGGCAACGCAAUCAUAUCAGCUUAUGGUACAAAUUUUGAAUAUAUCGAUCCUUUGUAUUCUACAAAAAGGUAUGCUGCGAACACGAAAGCAAUAACUUAUGACAAUUGUUCAUGUCAUUUGAAUGCCAACUGUACUAUUCAAGCUGCUUUUGUUGAUAUAAAUUCUACAUCAGAAGUCAUUCCAAUCAUAGGCUUAAAAAUAGGUUGUACACCGACUGAAUCAUUUCUAGCAUCGAGUCUUGCAUGUUUUUACAAUUUAUCUUGUAUUAAUCUCAUUUAUAAUCAAUUAAACUAUAGCAAUAAUAUUCCAAGUGUUGCUAUGCCAUUAUCUACAGAUAAAAGUCGAUUUUCCAGUAAUACACCUGUUAUCGAUCUUGUUAACAAAGUUUUUAUUGAAAACUGGUCGACAGCAAUCAAUUACUCAUCUUAUUUUGAUCAAUGUUCAUCUUCAUCGUGUUCAUAUACUUACAUUGAACGAGUCAAUUUAUUAUACACCGUGACUCUUAUAUCGGGUAUUUAUGGUGGUCUUAGUCUUAUACUCAAGUGGCUUUGUCCAAUGAUAAUUCGCCUAUGGUUUAAAACAUAUGAAUGUCGAAAGAAGCGAACGAACCGUAUCGAAUCUAUGUCUACUGAUGAAAUGGUGACCGAUCAGGAAACUAACACAUCAGUGAGACAUUCAAAUGCUUCUAAUAUUACUGACAGUUUAACAUUGGUCUCCACAGCUUCGACUAAUACAUCCUCAAUAUUACAACGUUUUCUCUGCUGUAAAGUUCUACCCUGUGUACUUAUAACUAUGGCUAUUAUUAGCCUAUCUGUUUAUCUAAUUAACAAAGGAAAACAUCACACUUUUUCAAGGAGCAAUACAGUUCGUACGACAACGGCGGUAAUUGAUAUGCUUGGCUUUUCAACUAUUGACUCUACUGCAGCAGAACCACCGUGUCCGAUAGCAUUUCAUUCAAUUAUUUUAUAUCCAGGUCACAUUCAUCUUUCAUCAAGCCCGCUUGCUGUUGCUGAUUUUAAUAGCGAUGGUCAUCUAGAUAUCGCUAUCAUCAAACGUGGCGAACGAAAUAUAGACUUGCUAUUCGGAAAUGGGAACGGAAAUUUUCAAGAACCAACAAAAUCUUUGAUCUUAAGUGAUAAUGAAUUAACUUUAGUCGUAGUAGGUAAUUUGAAUAACGAUAGUUAUCCGGAUCUCGUUUUUGCUAAUGGUGCAAAUAAUGAUAUUGGAGUUUUACUCGGGACUCGUGGUGGCACUUUUCUAGCACAAAUGACGCAUUUGAUCGAAGCCGAUGGUUUAUUAAAUUCUAUUAUUAUAGGUGAUUUCAAUAAUGAUGACGCAACAGAUUUAAUUGUUACUACCACAAUAGAAAACACAUGUUGGAGCAAUAUUUGCGUUCUUCUUAGCAGUGGAAAAGAAACUUUUGGGCCAACUAUAGUAAUUCCAGUAGAAUUUCGAUUUGAGCCAACAUCUGCUAUUAUAGGAGAUUUCAAUCAUGAUGAUCGAUUAGAUUUCGUUUUUACUGAACGCUCAUAUGAUAAUGUAAUGCUUUUCCUUGGGAAUGGUAGUGAUGGAACAUUCCAUGAACUGAAGAAAUUUAUGACUGGAAUUCGUGCUUUACCAAGAUCCAUAAUUGCUUGUGAUUUCAACAAUGACGGACACCAAGAUUUUGCUGUUGCCCUUAGUGUAGCAAAUGGCGUAGGACUAAUGUUUGGGAAUGGUGGCGGAGACUUUACAGUACCAAUCGAAUUUUUGACUGGGUCUUUUAGAAAACCCGCAUUUAUCGCUACAGGUGAUUUUAAUAGCGAUGGUCGACUGGAUAUCGUUGUUACAAGCGAAACUAAUCUGACUAUGGGUAUUCUAUUUAGUUCAUGUGAAUGCUGCGGAUUUAAACCCUUAAAUAAACGUACAUUAGUUUAA
Adineta steineri is the source of this 2484-nucleotide messenger RNA. NCBI's taxonomy places the organism in Eukaryota, Metazoa, Rotifera, Eurotatoria, Adinetida, Adinetidae. The record is from the annotation of a GenBank genome assembly.